UUUUCCAAUAUCUCAAACGUGGUUUUCCUGUGUCCUGAUGGACAAAUAUAUAGGUAAGUUAGACACCUGUCCGCAUUACCAGUAACUGUUUUGAACAGCAUCCUUUGGGUAAUUUGUGCCAUCGUUAGAGAAAGUUAAGAAACGAUGAAGCUGCUUGUUUGUUGUCUUCUAGCCGUCACCUGUUGUGUUUUGGUGGAUGCAGUCAAGGAUGAGAGAUCACUGAAGCUGACUGAAGUACUAAAGGAAUUAAAAGCGCUAAACAAAAGUGUGGAGGUAGGUCAACCUGCAAUUUAUUUAACACUUUCUCAAAGCUUACGCGUUAUAAGCGCUUAUGUAUUUGAUGGACUCGUGCAAGAAACCAUGAGCUUUUAUGAAUGAUUAUAGCAUGUUUUAUUAUGCACUAUACUGUGUGAUGCAAUGCAUCUAUUGCCUUUUUACAUUUAUAAAGGCUGUAUAUGGCUCAGAAAUUAUUACCAUAAUGGUAAUACUACAUUUCUGAGGCUGAUAUGUAUACAAUGCAACCUCAGUCCCAAUAUUAUUUUGUUGUUGUCUUGCAGCACAACAGCGUGAUGUUGAACACUCCUUCACUGGAUAUGGAGGUAAGUGAUUUUAAAGGGAAAAUCUACUAUAGCUCAUUUACUUUACAGACAUAUGGAGCUCAUGCUAACGUCAUUGUCAAACACUCACAAACAAGGAAUGACCUCUGUUAUUGUCAAUGCUAUUAUUCAUGCUCUCCCACCUACUGCAUGUCGCAUAAUGUAGCACGCUAGUACUAGAGCAGGCAAUUGUGGUCUUGUGAGGUCAGGAAAUAAAGGUCUGAUACAUUAUGGUAAAAAUUACAUAAUCAACAAUACUGUAAAGCAAUAAACAGUACAAUUACAUUUGUAAUACAUUUGCAUAAAUUGUGUAUAGUUAAUUGACUAUAUCACCAAUAAUUAGUAAAUACUUAGUUUAAUAGUCUAAUUUUAUGUAAUUCAUUUAGUAAUCCUUUAGUCAUUAUAACAUGAUGUGGAAACACUGGAAAGGUACACAGUACUACUAAUUUUUAUGGAAAAUUAUUUUGUUAAACUAAAAAACAUUUCAGCUAAAUUACUAGCAUGAAUACGGUCAAUUGGUUUUACAAUAUGUGAAUUACUUUAAACUAAACCAAAUAAACUAACUGAAAGUAUUAACGGACAAUCUACUAAAUAAAAAAUGUGUUGGUUUUAUCUUAAUAAAAAAAAAAAAAAAAAAAAAAAAAAGGUGGAAUACAUUUACAGCGUUAACAUAUGAUUAGAGUCCCAUACUCAGAAUCACAAACUCUUUCAUUAAAAAAAAAACACAACGGAUGCAACUAAAGAAAACAUCCACUUGAUAAUAGAGAAUGAUUUUUCUUUCAGCUAUUUAUCAGUUGCACUAACAGUCAAUCCAGUUUGGCAUGUGUUAUUGUCAGAGUUCUGUGCAUGAAUGAGUCAAUGUGAAAGUGAGCUCCAUGUCAUGAAUGAGUCAAUGUGAAAGUGAGCUCCAUGUCUCUUGUGCACAUUUAGGAGAACUGUAAUGAGUAAUCACACUACCAUGACUCUGUGGCUUAUCCCCGAGAGACAAACUGUGCUACUGUGCUGUUAAAGAUUCCUUAUUAAUAAGAAUUCCUUGUGGUUUUACAAAAUGUUUGACUAUAUCUUAAAGUUAGCUGAACAUAGUUGUCCUAAACUGGACCAAAUAUUUCAUUAGUAUACCAUGGAACCAGUCUGUUACCAAUGUUUCAUGGGUGAACAUUCGAUCAAAGGUUGCCAUGUUAUCGUUUUGACACUAAAUAUAAAGUUGUGUCUGAACACUCUUAGAUAAAAAGGUGCUUUCUAGAACCUAAACGGGAUCUUCGGCUGUCCACAUAGGAAAACCAUUUUUGGUUGCAGGUAGAACCCUUUUGGGUUCCACGUAGAACCCUUUCCACAGAGGGUUCUACCUGAAACCAAAAAGGGUUCUACCUCGAACCAAAAAGGGCUCUCCUAUGGGGACAGCCGAAUAACCCUUUUUUCGAAGAGUGUAGCCGUCUAACAGUUAUCGUUUGAGAACUCAAAAGUUUGAGGCCCGCCGCAUGGGGAAAAUAACAUUGCCUAAUGGUUGAGACAAAUGAAAGCCUCAACAUGGAAAAUGUGUUGUCAUGUCAGCAAAGAUAGUUAUUUUCUAUUCUGUGAAACGCCCAGUCAAAGUGGAGAAACUGGAAACAGGCAGCAAGUUAAAACGGUGAAAACAUCUCUCUACUGAAUCUCAGUGAAGCGGGGAAAGAUAUUUUUAUGUAUUGGAUACGUUGGUGGAAACAUGAUCAUUUCUUUGUCGGGGUGUGGAUGUGAUGUGCCAUGGUAGACGGGAAAGUCUUACCCUGAUAAGCAGAAUAUGACCUUUGUGUGUCAAGGUUUUGUAGCAAAUGAUUACACAAUCAAUAUAUAUUGUAAGAAAAGUUACGACUUAUUACAACUAAACUAUGUCUCUGAGAGGAGCAACAUACUUGAGAGCGGGUCAUGUUAUGAAAUAUAGGCAUUAGGUGAAUGUGGCUCAAUAGAAUACAUUUGGCUGGCAUGAACUGGACAUUUUGUAUGUAUUCUGGUAGAAGUUCAGGUUAAUUAAAUGUAGCAGUGUGAUAAAUGGCUGAUUUAUCUUGAUAAUUGUAUGUGGCUUAAUUAAGCAAUAAGGCCCGAGGAGGUGUGGUAUAUGGCCAAUAUACCACGGCUAAGGGCUGGCAUGAAGCAAACGCGACUAGGUCCCGUCCAUAUAUUUAGAACAAAAAGACAACAACAUGGUCUUGUCUCUGGCAACCGAACCGAUAGAACGAAUGACCAGCCGGCUUGGGUAGCAACCCUAGAUUUGUGUCGGGACUAUAUCUUGUGAAAGGAUGACAUAGUUUUGAAUAAAUUCAUCAAAAUAGCAUUAAUUAAAAUAUGUAAAUCAUUAUUUGAAUAUGUUGGUAACCCAUUGUAUAAAAGUGAUAAUGCCCUCGAAUCCGGUGUUUGGAGGAUAUAUUUGCACGGUUUGCUGACCCGAGACGAAACACCAGUGCCAAUAUAUCCUCUAAACACCGCUUCGAGGGUAUUUUAACUUAAAUACAGCAGUGCCCUCCUGUGGUUCCUAUUCCACAUUACAACGUUUACAUGCAAGUGUAACAGAGUAUCAAAAUACAUUCAAAUGAUUUCCCUAAACUAGUUUAAUUAGUGGAGAAUAACCAGUCUUGUUCCAUUCCAUAAUUUAUUGUGUCAUUUUGCUUUUUACAGGAGUGCUGUUCCCUAUAUGCCUUGGAGUGCUUCCGGGCGAUGGUACCUCAUCUCACGGCCAGAAACAAGCAACUUCAGCAUAAAUUUGCCAAAAGCCUCAGGAACCCACUGAUUGUGAGUCACUUAAGAAAAUAUCAAUAAUGUAUAUCUAUAGAAAAAUGUACAUAGCAAGACUGUGUGGCAAAAUAUUAACAUGUUGCUUUGUUCGGUUUUUAGUCGACAAGUCUGGACUCCUGCAGUCUAGAGGAGAGAGAGGUGAGCCUUGGGCUAUUUUCAGUCCAAAUCCAAGAGUAACUUCAAAUGAGUAUUUUCUCCAGAAAAUAAGUUAAAUUGUGAGAGCCAACUAAGUUAAAAUUUUCUGUGUUCCUUUAUUCCCUCAGAAAACAGUCUGCCAAGGAUGUGAUUCCUAUCCAAAGGACAGCCAGAAAUGGGUACAACAGUUGGAAUCUCUACUUCAA
Coregonus sp. 'balchen' is the source of this 3703-nucleotide messenger RNA. NCBI's taxonomy places the organism in Eukaryota, Metazoa, Chordata, Actinopteri, Salmoniformes, Salmonidae. The record is from the annotation of a GenBank genome assembly.